CUCCCCCUCACGCAGCGCUCCUGUUUCACACAAAGAUGGCGGCAGCGCUCGAGCCUCCGCUCUCUCCGCCUGCGCUCACGGGCUCGUCGUCGUCGUCCUCGCGCGCGUCUCCUGUGCGUCUCACCGCGUCCCUCACGGCGGCUCGAUCCCAGAUUCCGGGUACAAGAGCAGCCGAAACGCGCUUUCCGUGAAGGCAGACCGCCGUCGCUGCGCCCGGGGCCGAGAGCUUCGUUCUGGACCUUUUUAAAUCCUACAGAAAAAGCAAAAACUGCUGGAUGAAUCUCUCAAAUUUUUCUUCUUCUUUGGAUUGAUUCUUUUUUUUUCUUUUUUUUUUAUUUAAACUAUAAUUUUUAAGCAUUUUUUACACUACAUUGGAACUCGAGGUGUUUAAGGGGCGACACGACAACACUACAGAGCGAUCGAUCCGGAUCGAUGAACCGACUGCGUGGUGUGGAGUUUUCACUGGUUUACUGAAUUCACUGGGAAUCUUUACGUGACAGAGACACUGGGAUUGUUGGGAUCUAUUUCUUUGGGGUGGGGGGGUCUCGAGGGGAGUUUAUGCUAUGGUGAUCAGCCUCCUUUCUGAUUCUUUUCGCUGCGGCUUUGAGGGAUUCACCACACGGGACAAAGGAUAGAAAACUAGGAGUGAGGAGGAGGAGGAGGAGGAAAAGGCGGCUCCAGGGCUGCUGAGGCCUCUGUGAGUGUGUGUGUGUGCGUGUGUGUGUGAGUGUGUUCUAGUGUGUGCCAGGACCAAACGCAGCCAUGGUGAAGCUGGCGAACCCUCUGUACACGGCCUGGAUCCUGGAGGCCAUCAAGAAGGUGAAAAAGCAGAAGCAGCGUCCGUCGGAGGAACGAAUCUGCAACGCCGUGUCCACGUCGCACGGCCUCGACCGCCAGACGGUCCUGGAGCAGCUCGAGCUCAGCGUUCAGGAUGGAACCGUCCUUAAGGUCUCCAACAAAGGCCUCAACUCCUACAAGGACCCUGACAACCCUGGGCGCCUGGUCCCACCCAAGCCAAAGAGUGGAGUCAGUACGGGCGGAGGAGGAGGAGGAGGAGGAGGAAGCGGGGCUUCUAAGAAAGCACCUCUAGACUGGAACAAGCUGAUCCGACGCGCCUUGGAGGGAUUGCACGAGUCCGGCGGGUCGUCUCUCAGGAGCAUCGAACGAUUCCUGAAGUGCCAGGCGGAUGUAGCGAGCCAGCUAACCGGCACGGCGGCACCCCGGAUCUUCCACCAGCAGCUCAGGCUCGCGCUGAAACGGGCCGUUGGGCACGGGCGUGUCCUUAAACAUGGCCCGCUGUUCCGGCUCUCAAGCGGCAGCGACGGCAGCGACGGCGGUGACGGACGCGUAGCGCUGGAGUCGCUGCCUCCUGUACGCCUGUUGCCUCAUGAGAAAGAUCGGCCUGUGGCCGAACCCAUCCCCAUCUGCAGCUUUUGUUUGGGGACCAAGGAGCAGAAUCGGGUCAAAGAGCCAGAGGAGCUCAUCUCCUGCGCUGACUGUGGAAACAGCGGUCAUCCGUCCUGUUUGAAGUUCUCCCCGGAGCUGACGGCGCGAGUUAAAGCCCUGUGGUGGCAGUGUAUCGAAUGUAAAACCUGCAGCAGCUGUCAGGACCAGGGCAAAAACGCGGAAAAUCUGUUGCUGUGUGACUCCUGUGAUCGAGGGUUCCACAUGGAGUGUUGUGACCCCCCACUGACACGAAUGCCAAAAGGUAUGUGGAUCUGUCAGAUCUGCAGGCCGAGAAAAAAGGGACGAAACGUCUUGCACGAAAAAGCAGCACAAAUCAAGCGGCGGUACAACGCCCCCCUGAGUCGACAGAAGGGCAGGCCGGGUCGCCCCUUUAAGAAGCUUCGAGGGAGUGGGCGUGGCCGCCGACGGCGAGGCACCGGAGCGAGUCAUUCACGAGGCUCCGCCUCCCCUCACUCGUCCUCGAGUUCGUCAUGCGACGGUUACCUUGGCGAUGGUUACCCAGGCGACGAUCAGCUGCUGUUCUCGCGGCGGGAAGAGGAGGAUGAGUCUCAGGGCACGGCGCGCUUCAACAGGAAGACCAAAGGGCUGAUCGACGCCCUGAGCAAGUUCUUCACGCCGUCGCCGGACGGACGCAAAUCUCGCGCGGAUUCACUCGACUACACACAGCAACACCGCAUCCGUAAGAAAAGCGGCAGGAAAUCAGAUACACACCAGCGCACAGGGGACAAUCAAGAUUGUGAUGACUGGAAGGAGGACGAGGAGAAACUACCAGGACACGAGAACCUGACCGAGAAGGAUGUGGAACUUUUCCGACACAUCCAGGAGCUGGCACUACAGAAAGUCGGUGUGACGGGGCCUCCGGACCCACAGAUGCGCUGUCCUUCAGUCAUCGAGUUCGGGAAGUACGAGAUCCAGACGUGGUACUCGUCGCCGUACCCUCAGGAGUACAGCAGACUUCCUAAGCUGUACCUGUGUGAGUUCUGCCUGCGCUACAUGAAGAGCCGCAGCAUCCUGUACCAGCACAUGCGCAAGUGCACGUGGUUUCACCCACCCGCUAACGAGAUCUACAGGAAGGACGACGUCUCCGUGUUUGAGGUCGAUGGGAACGUCAGCACGAUAUAUUGUCAGAACCUCUGUCUACUCGCUAAGCUCUUUCUGGACCACAAGACUCUGUACUACGACGUGGAACCGUUCCUUUUUUACGUGCUCACGCAGAACGACUCCAAAGGCUGUCAUCUGGUCGGAUACUUCUCCAAGGAGAAACAUUGCCAGCAAAAGUACAACGUUUCCUGCAUUAUGAUUCUUCCACAGUACCAGCGCAGGGGCUACGGACGCUUCCUCAUCGACUUCAGUUACCUGUUGUCGAAGCGAGAAGGCCAACCUGGGUCUCCAGAGAAGCCUCUGUCUGAUCUGGGCCGCCUCUCCUACAUGGCUUACUGGAGGAGCGUUGUGCUCGAGUGCUUGCAUGAGGUACGAGACCGAAAGCUCACCAUCCGCCGCCUCAGCAAGAUCACAGGAAUCUGCCCUCAGGACAUCACGGCCACACUGCAGAAUCUAAACAUGCUGGAGAAUAGAGGAGACCGUCUGGUUCUGGUUCGCAGGGAAAAGCUAGUGUCGGCUCACAUGGCCCGGCUCAACGCUCGCCCUCGGCUUCUGGAAGUCGACCCGGACUGCUUACGGUGGACACCAGUCAUUGUCGCCAACCCAGUCGUGUCCGACGAAGACGGGGAAGAAGAUGACGACGAGGACGAAGAAGAAGACGGGGAGAAAGAAAAUAACAAAGAUUUGAAAUCAAAUCGCAAAAGUUCCCCGCUGCCAUGGAAUAGAAUAGACAAGGAGGUCAAUGAAGAAAAAAAGUGCUUCCCAACAUUCCCCAAGAAUCAGUGCUCUCCACCGACGUCCCCCAUACGCAACAGUCUCCCGAGCCCUGAAUCCACACCACUGCAAGCCAACGGGGAGCGGCGGGGUCGUGGGCGGCCUCCUAAAAACUGGCCGUGGGGAAAAGUCAAGGAUCAACCUCGUCCCGGUCCUGGACGACCCCGGAAAAUCAGGCCCAAAGAGGACGACGAUGAAGAAUAUCAGUCUCCAAACAAAAUGACACCGGUAUCCAUGUCUCCAUCUCCUCCUUUCUCCUCUGAGAAGGAGCCAAACUGCACCGAGCGGCUGAUAGGGACGUCGAGGCUCUCUGCGCUUCCUCCGUCAAGGAACAGAGGGCGCCCUGUACGGAACAGAGGAGGCCCGAAACGUAGGCUAAGUGAGGAGUCGGGAGACGACGUUCCCUGCUUAACCAUGGCCCCUAGGCUGAGUGAAUCUCCGGUCCCUCAUUCCUGCUCAAGUGAAACCAGUGAGGAGGAUGAUCACUACAACGAAGACAUGGGUGCUCGCUCCCCUCCUGUUCUUACCAAGCCAACAUUAGGGCUGAAAAGCAAGAAGACCCCACGGAAAAGGCGCAUUCGUCAGCGUAGCCACCCACACAGCAGUGUGGUGACCGAAACCAUUUCAGAGACGACCGAAGUUCUCGAUGAACCUUUUGUAGACUCAGACUCUGAAAGGCCCAUGCCCCGGUUAGAGGAAGAGACGCCAUUUGGACAUACCCGCCGCUGUUACCCACCUGCUCGCAAACACUUGGACUCUGCACUUAAAACCAUUCGCCCAGCCAGUCUCUCCGACUCUGAUGAGGAUGAUCACACUCCAGUCCUGAAACCAGUAGGUAGCCUGAGAAGGUCAGAAGAGAUGGAGGCAUUAGAUAGAGUCGAGCCUUCUACUGUGACACCGCAGGUCCCCGUAAAGAGGAAGAAAGGCUGGCCUAAGGGAAAGAGCCGUAAGCCACAGCAUUGGAAAACCGACCCUGAAAGUAAACCGGGAAGUGGCGCAACCAACCCGGUUGCCGGCAGCACUUUGACCGCCCAGUCUUCAGAAGAACUCCAGAGACAUAUCCAGAGCAAACCUGGCAGGAAGCGCCGUAAUUAUUACCCACAACAGACCCAGGACGAAGGUGCCCGAGAAGAGCUGGACAGAAGCCAGUUGUCUCAAUUACAGUUAGAAAAGCCAGAGGAGCGAACCUUCAAGAGGAGACCACUGUCAUCUGACUUUGACUGCGAAAAGCGGAAAGAUUCUGAUGAAGGCAUCUUCCCUAAACAAAUGAGGGAACAGCCAAAGCCCAGAAGGCGAGGCCGGCCACCUAAAAAACCAAACCUCGAGCCCCCGGUUUCCAAACCGGCACCCAUCUCCGAGCCCGAGGAAGAAGAGGAAGAAGAGGAUCAAACAUGGUCUGAAGAGAAGCCAAGCCGUUCACCUUCCUGCAGCUUAUCCCAGGCGUCCAGCUCAAGAGUUCCACAGAGCAGAGACGGUGACAUGGCAGACCAAGAGGAGGAUGAGGAAAGAGAGGAUGAGGAUAACAUCUCAGGCAACAGAAGAACAGGGGCUGUCUCAGGGUCGGGAAGCAGGCGAAGUGAUGAUCAUGAUGCAGAUGACGAAGGAGAUGGUCGACUAGAGGAGAAAAGUGAUGCUGACAAGAGGAGAAAAAACCAGGACUCUGAGGAUGACGAUGAAGAGGUAGAAGAUGAGGAGGAGGAACAGUCAUCUCCUCCGCGUUCACCCCCUGUUAAAGAAGAACCGCAGAGUGGGGAAGGUUUUUUAGACAUGCAGGACAGUGGGUCACGGGAGUACAUCCACAAGCAGGAAGAUGAGGAAGAGGAAGAAGAGGUCCAAGAGGUUAAAACGCGCUCAGUUGACUCCCAGGAUGAAAGGCGGCGACGGGAGCAGGAAGAAUCUGCUGCUGCAGCUGCUGCUGUGGAGACUGUGACUUCCAUUGCAAUUCCCUCUGAUCCUCCGCACAUGGAGACAAUGGAUAGCAAAUCUGACCUGCUGUUGGAGGCAGAACAUCCUCAUGCAAACUCUGAGUUUAAGGAUGAAUUGAGCCACCAUCCACAUGACCACCACCACAGCAGUGAACUGGACCUAGAGACAGUCCAGGCUGUCCAGUCCCUCACACAAGGAGAGGCCCAGGAUGAGGAAGCUGAAACACACAGUGCUUACCAGGACUGCGAAGAGACCCUAGCUGCCUGUCGAACCCUGCAGAACUAUAGCCAUGGGGAAGGAGAGGAGGAAUCACUCACCAUGGUAGAAGACUGUGGUGCCUCUCAACAUAGCAGCCCCAUGGCCAACCCUCCCAUGCCCCCUUUAGCUAGUCAAUCUGUUCGAUCGGUUAACAGCCCUGGAAUGACUCCAGGAUCUCUCGAAACUGGACCAGGUGUGUCUGGUCCUGCAGGUGGAAAUGGUGGAGGCUACACCCAAAUAACUCCAGAGCAUCCUAGUUCACUUUCUGCCCCAUCAUUGCAGAACAUGGAGACAUCGCCCAUGAUGGAUGUGCCAUCCGUGUCUGACCAUUCUCAACAGGUGGUGGACAGUGGGUUCAGUGACUUGGGCAGUAUCGAGAGUACCACAGAGAACUAUGACAACCCAAGUAGUUAUGACUCCACUAUGGGUGGAGGGGGAGGUGGUGGUGGUGGAAAUAGUGGCAGUGGAAGCAGUAUGUCUGUUACGGUAGCUACUGUCUCAUCUGCUUCUUCUUCAUCCACUUCAUCCUCCUCUUCCUCACAAGGCAAUAGCUGUUCUUUUGUGUCGACUCCUGGCAUGUCGUCUUCCAGUGCUUCUGUGGGCUCUCAACUUGCUAUGGGCAGCUGCAGCUUGAUUCAGCAGGCUGGUCCUGGUCCAAAUGGUGGGCCUGGUUCUAACGGUGGUAGUAGUGUCCCUCAGCCACCUCCACCACCUCCUCCUCCCUCAGCUAACACCCAAAGUUGUGGCAUCAAGUCCCCCCAAAGCUGUGUAAUUGAAAGACCUCCAAGUGCGAGUCAACCUCAGCAGCAGCAAAAGAAGGUUCCCCAGCAGCAACAGCCAAACCCUCAACCUGCACCCUCAGCACCUCCACCUCCUCCUCCUCAGCAGCAGGCACUUUCCCAGUGUAGCAUGGGAAAUACCUUUGCUUCCACACCCAUGAUCAUGGAGAUUCCUGAGAGCGCAGGAAGCGGUGGAAGUGGUCGAAGCAUUUACGACCGAAUGGGCCAGGACUUUGGUGCAGGUGGCUAUGCUCAACCGUCAGCCACCUUUAGUUUGGCCAAACUCCAGCAGCUUACCAACACAAUCAUGGACCCUCAUGCCAUGUCUUAUUCACAUUCAGCUGCUGUCACCUCUUACGCAACAAGCGCCACUUUGCCCAACCCCGGCCUGGCGCAGCUUGCCUCCUCCCCGCACCCUCCUCUGCCUCAGGCUCAGGCCACCAUGACUCCACCUCCUAAUCUUAGCUCUAGCUCAAUGAACCUUGGCACUCCCUUAAUCCAGUGCAACAUGCCAGGAGCCAACAUUGGCCUACCUCCUCCACCCCACACCCAGCGCCUUCAGGGUCAAAUGGGCACAGUGAAAGGCCACAUCGCUAUUCGGUCUAAGGCCCAAAUCUCUGCGGGUUCUCCACACCAACAGCAGAUCUAUGGUCGAAGCUCAAUGCAAGGGUCCCCUCGAACUCUGGCAGUGCAGCGGGGCAUGAUGACUAACCUCAUGCCCACUCCUACUUACAAUUCAAUGAACAUGAACUCUCUCAACGCAGCCAUGUCAGCCAGCUACCGCAUGCCUCAGCCCAUGAUGAACAGCGGGUACCACAGCAACUACAUGAACCAACCUGCCCAGUACCCCAUGCAAAUGCAGAUGGGCAUGAUGGGAGGUCAGCCCUACCCGCAGCAGCCUAUGCAGCCGAAUCACCAUGGCAACAUGAUGUACGCUCCUCCGUCGCACCACAGUUACGCUGGUGUACCCAAACAGUCGCCUUACAUGAGCAGAUGAGUAAGGGAGAAGUUAUGCAGAGACAAACAAGAGGGUAAAGAUAGACAUUUAACCCCUUCCAGAAACAGACUCGCAAUACACUGUGUUGUUACUGGAGUGCACCUACUUUACCUGAGACCUGGAAAACCAUGUUAGUGUGGUAGAACAGGACGGUGCCGCAACUGGAGAGGUUUUACUUUUCAAGUCUUUACCCGUACAAUACGGUGAAGUUUUCACUCGGUUUUGCCCUACCGAAGCUGUGCAGCGUUAAUCAAGCUGACCAGGGUAACGAUGUGAGGUUCGAACAAACCUGACCACAUCAUGUAAACAGGGCACUCCUUUCCUUCCUCUGGUGUUCAUCGCCUAACACAGGGUUGAAGACGAUACGAAGCAGCCGAAGGAUAAAAAGAACGGAGAAACAAACUCGCAUUUGAAGUUCUUAAUGGACUAAACCUGGAUCAUGCAGUCUUUUGGAAUUGACAUAGGAAGCCUUACCUUAAAAAAAAAAAAAAAAAAAAAAAUUGUAGAUUUAACUUGGCUCUAAUUAUUAUUAAUUAUAUUACCACCACAUUUUUUUUUUAUUUUUUUUUUUAUUUUUACGUGUUCUCUUUAUUUGGAUGAUUGUUAAAAUGCUUGUGUUUCAGUCUAGCCUCAUGCUUAGUUUAAAUAUAUAAAUAUAUAUGUAUGUGUGCGUGGCUGGCUAUACAGGGGGGAAAGUGUUUGCUCUUAUAAACAUUCACAUGCACAUUCAGACACUCGCACACACGUUUCGAUAGCCACUUCACGGGUAAGGUGGAGGCACUUCUGCGUGUGGGACGUAGAGCUACUAAGGAGACACCAAGAGACGUUUUUAGUAAUCCGUGUCUUCCCAGUUCUCAGUAUAGGACCACAUGUAUUAAGAAUCGGCGGGACGGAGAAACUGUACGUAGAUGUCCAUAAGUAGCAAGAAACUACCAGUAGCCUGAAUAGGACUAGAGCUCCUGUGAAGAUGUAAAUAUUCUGUUACUUCCUGAUUCACAGCACAGGCUCCCAAACUGCAAAGCGAGUGAGCCAAAACCCCCUCUGGCACCAAAAUACACUCCACUCACUCCACUAGAGGGCACUCUGAUCAAGGGAGAUUUUGAAUUUUUUCCCCCAUUUAUUUAUUUUUUUUUAAACUUCAUACUGCACAGUAUAACAGGGGAAGCAGAACCAGUGGCAGUCUGUACACGUCGACUCCUACUGACACAUGGCUCAUCACAGACCUUCAGAGCUUCAGCUGGUAAUACAGUGCUGUUAGCCUUUAGCGAUGAAGGAGAUGCGGACAGCAAUUCGCAGCGGCGUGCUUGUGCACGCAAAACACAAACCAAGACACGUGCUAUCUUGGUUAAAGUGCAUGUCAUACAGGGACGAAUACCAGUAUAGGACAAGGGGCGGAGAAACUCCUUUGUAUUCCUUUGUAUGUCCAGUAUUCAAUGUCAAUGAGGAUUCUUAAAGAUCUGAGGUUUUCAUAUAUUAUUUGUGUAUUUUUUUUUUGUUUAUUGUUAUUGUUUUUUUGUUUUUUUCUUUGUUUUAAUUUUUUCUGAAUUUUAUCAGACUGGGCAGCUUUCUUUUAUGACACAAGCUGACUCUUUUUGACUUUAGUAAACUUAUUGUAGAGAAAAUGUUUUUUCUAUAAUAUAAAACAAAAAAAUUGACAUGGAUAUUGGUACUGUCAUUUUUCACUUCUGUUUCAGGAAAAAAGAAAAAAAAUCCUACAUAUUUUUUAGCUCAACUUGGGGUAAUAUUAUUAUUAAGAAAUUCAAAACUAAAAAAUUGCAGCUCACUUCUAGUGAAUAAGAUGCCUUUAACCUUUCCAUUCCAUCUCAUCUCUAGAGUUUUCUAUCUUUGUGUAGUAUAUUAAUGCUAUUUUAAAACAAAAGGAGAUGAGGAAUACCUAAAGGUCGUUUAGCUGUUUUUUUUGUUUGUUUGUUUGUUUUUUCCCCCCCAAAUCCCACUCGGUUCUUUCCACGUGUGUAUAGGACGUCCAUUUAAGAGGCAUGUAAAAAUGAGCUCCGUAUGUUUGUCUGUUUAUAUUGCUUCUUUUUUGUAUCCUUUGUAAUUGUACAUGGUGAGUUGUAAGCUAAGUGAGAGCGCGGUAGACGGAGUGAGAGAGUACGAGCGACAGCGUGCCUGCCUCCGUCUCUCUCCUCUCUAUUUCCUCCCUGUAUGUAUUUCCAUUUAUUUGUUUCUCUUUUUUUUCCUUCCUUUCUUAGCAAGUACUUUCAAAGAACUCUGUACAUUUUAACAUGAAACAAAAAUAAAUUAUGUUGAGCCGUUUUA
Molecule: messenger RNA, 9582 nt
Organism: Tachysurus fulvidraco (yellow catfish)
Lineage: Eukaryota; Metazoa; Chordata; Actinopteri; Siluriformes; Bagridae
Gene: kat6a
Product: K(lysine) acetyltransferase 6A
Exons: 17
Coding region: 763-7302 (2179 amino acids)
Biological process (GO): regulation of DNA-templated transcription; nucleosome assembly
Cellular component (GO): nucleosome; MOZ/MORF histone acetyltransferase complex
Molecular function (GO): histone acetyltransferase activity; DNA binding
Source: RefSeq, a predicted model, not a curated record